GCAGCAAUUGCGUUAGACCUCUGUGUUUCGUAAACGCCUCGCCAGUUCACAUUUUUCCGACGUCGAGUUAAAACGUUCUGUUAAAUUUUCCUCGUUUAAUAAACCGGCUUCACCAUGUCAUCCGAAGGCUUCUCGUCAUCGGAACUGGACGCGAUGCCGGACCGAAUAUCAGAAACUUUCAGGGGAAUGACGCUGCUUGUAACUGGUGGCACAGGUUUCAUGGGGAAGGUGCUAGUGGAGAAACUUCUAAGAAAAUGUCCAGAUGUUGGCAAAAUAAUGCUGCUAGUUCGUCCGAAGAAAGGGAAGACACCGAAGCAGCGCCUGGAAGAAAUGCUCAAUGAUGCGCUCUUCGAGAAACUCAGGACCAUGCGAGGUGGUAUUGAACCACUGUUGGAGAAAUUACAAAUCAUAGGUGGUGACGUCUCAGCCCCAGAUUUGGCGAUCAGUCAAAAUGACAGGGAAAUGAUAAUAGAGAACGUGAAUAUGAUCAUUCAUGCCGCAGCUACCAUCAGAUUUGAUGAAGAGUUGAAAAAGGCAGUUCUACUCAACGUCCGAGGAACAAAGCUGGUGCUUGAACUUGCUAAGCAAUGCAAACAUCUUCAGCUCUUCAUCCACAUUUCAACAGCCUACUGCCACUUGCACGAGAAGCUUCUAGAAGAGAGACCGUACCCCCCACCAGCUGAUCCACACAAGAUCAUCGAAGCCGUGGAGUGGAUGGAUGAGGAAACUAUUGCUACCAUUACACCGAAAUUACUAAGCAAGCUGCCUAAUUCCUAUGCGUUCACAAAAGCAUUAGGCGAGGCUCUAGCUGUUGAAGCCAUGGAACACAUACCCGUUAUAAUUCUGAGACCCUCAAUUGUGAUACCGAUAUGGCAAGAACCAGUGCCUGGUUGGACGGACAACAUCAACGGACCGACGGGUCUGCUGAUUGGUGCCGGCAAGGGAGUUAUCCGAUCUAUGUAUUGUAAAGGAAACAGUUACGCGGAUUAUUUACCGGUUGACGUUUUCAUAAACGGUAUCAUGAUCUGCGCCUGGAAUUAUAUAAAAAACGGUGAUAAGAAAUCGAACGUCGUCAACUUCACCUCAUCAGCCGAGAUAAAAAUAACUUGGAUAGAGAUGAUAGAUGCUGGCCGUGACAUCAUCAUGAAUAGAGUGCCCCUCAAUGGUGUUGUAUGGUAUCCUGGAGGUUCAAUGAAACAUUCCAGGCUUUACCAUAACAUAUGUGCCCUGUUCUUCCAUUGGAUUCCAGCUCUCCUCAUAGACACCCUGCUUUUCUGCUUAGGUUAUAAGCCUGUAUUAAUGCGCGUCCAUCGUCGCAUCAGCAAAGGCUUUGACGUAUUCGAAUAUUACACGAACAACCAAUGGGACUUCAAAUCUGACAUCGCACAGACGGUCAGAAAAAGUCUCAAUCCAAGGGAAAGGAGAGAUUAUAAAGUUGAUGCUAUCGGUUUAGAUAUUUCCAAGUAUUUCGAAGAUUGCAUCAGGGCUGCGAGGAUAUUUAUUCUAAAGGAAUAUGACGACACUCUACCAGCUGCGAGACGCCACAUGAAUGUGAUGUGGUUCGUUGACCUGGUGACAAGGUUCCUAUUUUGGGGUUUAAUUCUUUACUGGUUCAGCGGUUGGAUGUCAACAGUCUACACAUUUCUGGUCGGCACCAGUGACAUUACGCCUAAAAUUAUUGAGUGAUACAGUUAUAUAAAUGUAUAUUUAUAGAUAGCUUUAUUAGUUAUUUUAAUCUACUCUGUAGGGCUAUUCUGUGACAAGCACUCACCGCAGAAAACGGUCCUAAAUGUCAGUAUGUUAUAUGCGAAAUUGACCGUAAUAAUUGUAACAUUUCAAGAAAACGCGCAUCAAAAUAGUAUAUCACGAUACGUCGUUUGUCAACAUUUCGCGUGUGAAUAAUGAAGUGCUUUUUCACAGAAUAGCACUGCUAUUGUUUAUUAAUUGUAAUGUAUAAUUUUAUAGGAAUAUACAGUAUUAUUUUAGUCGUUUCAUAAUCACAUCGAUCAGUUAAAAUUAUUUAGACAAUUGUUAUAUUAAUAAGAAUGUGUUACAUAGACAAAUAUAGUUGAUUGGUGCAGAACCGAAUGCGGUUCGAUUUUUGAAAAAAUGUAAAUAAAUAAAUGUUGAACUUAUUGUAAAAUUAAAACUAACGAUUCGACUCCACCUGUUUCCACAGGAAACACUUCAAAAGGUCACCAACAAUAACAUAACAUUUUGAUAUUUUUUAUUGGCAACUUAAGUAUCACAGAAAGUUUGUCAUCACUUUUCGUCGGUGUUGACGCAGCUUUACAUUUAAAUAUAAAAUAAACGACCUUACUUAUAAACAUUGUUUAACAGGUGAUUAAUUAGUUACACAUUGCUGUCUCCUUCUUUCGAAUGUCAAAUCAAUAAUGACAGAAAGAGCGAAAUCGAUGUUUAACAAAGUCGCUAAGCAAACGCGUUUAUAAAUUAAGCUAGAAAUGCGUAUAUUAAUUUUUUUCAUACGCCAACUUGUCAUGAAAUAUAUAAUAAUAUUAAAUUGAAAUUGGUGUGUCUAUCUAUUUUAUAAUCGUGAUUUUGUUAUGGUUUCGGAUAAUUAUUAUGAUAUUACUCUACAAAUAAUAAUCAUUUGGAUUUGUAAAAAUAAUAUAAAGCUACUGAAGAGUUUUAAAUGUAUAUAACUAUACUAUAUACUAUACAGACAUAAUAUAUAUAUAUAUAUAGUAAAGUUUUUUAAUAAUACUUGUCAUAUAUAUUUUUAAUCUGUGGUGCUAUUCUGUAAGAACUAACUUCCUAUCUCACUCGUGAAAUGUCGUAAGCCGACUUACGUUGAUACGCUAUUUUGACGCUUGUGUCAUUUCAAUUUAGCAAUUAUCUUAUUCAAUGUCGCGUAUCUAUGGUGAGUUUCGAGACUGUUCUUACAGAAUAGAUUCGGACACGGAUCUUGACAGAUUGCUUUGCCUUGUUACGUGUAGCCGGGGCUCAGUGAUAAUACCAUAGAGUUGUAAUUCUAUAGAGUUGUUCGAAGACUGUCUUUAUGGAAAUAGUUAUUGCUUUUGUAAGAAUAGGUUACAAAUUUUGAAUGAAUGUUUUUUCUUCAGAGCUUUAAAUUUUUUUUUAUAUAAUAAACGUAAUAAAUAUGUU
This is a messenger RNA of Nymphalis io (European peacock), 3126 nucleotides long. Its product is annotated as fatty acyl-CoA reductase 1. The record is from RefSeq and is a predicted model, not a curated record. Gene Ontology annotation, molecular function: alcohol-forming very long-chain fatty acyl-CoA reductase (NADP+) activity. Gene Ontology annotation, cellular component: peroxisome. The transcript is spliced from 14 exons. Bases 115 to 1686 code for a protein of 523 amino acids. NCBI's taxonomy places the organism in Eukaryota, Metazoa, Arthropoda, Insecta, Lepidoptera, Nymphalidae. Gene Ontology annotation, biological process: long-chain fatty-acyl-CoA metabolic process.